Messenger RNA from Guillardia theta CCMP2712, 264 nucleotides. RefSeq lists its product as hypothetical. The annotation marks the transcript as partial. The transcript is spliced from 2 exons. Lineage: Eukaryota; Cryptophyceae; Pyrenomonadales; Geminigeraceae. The record is from RefSeq and is a predicted model, not a curated record.
GGAUGAACGGAAACUGCGAGCUCGGGCAUACAGACGAGAUAGGUUUUGGGGACCGACUUCCAAGGCCAAGUUUCUUUCUCCCAAGGUGGAUCGACGGGAGCAGGAGGAGGAGGAGGAAGCAGAGGUCCGGGCUGUCUCUGUGCCUCCAGUCUCCCGCGACGGCCCGCAGCGGCUGCUUCCUCUCAUUGGCGGCGGUCUGGGCUGAAGAGAAGCGAGCAAGGACGAGGAGACUUUGUACAUACCUGUAAAAUACCAAUUCUUUUC